Messenger RNA from Sclerotinia borealis F-4128, 597 nucleotides. The record is from the annotation of a GenBank genome assembly. Lineage: Eukaryota; Fungi; Ascomycota; Leotiomycetes; Helotiales; Sclerotiniaceae.
AUGGUGCUUGUGGCACUUGUUACGGGUGGAAUUGGGGGCGGAAUUGCGGAAGAAACGAAGGGUGAGAAGGAUAAAGGAAGUGAUUCAAAGCACAGUACAUCGCAGUCAAGUCCCGGGCUUACGAACACAACAUCACCAUGUCAAAGCGAUCCAUACACAAACGAUACGAUAGUUCAAGCGAUUCCCGGCAAGGAUAUGGUCUCCACCAAUUUCAAACUGUUUUGCAAUCGCACGUUCGAUGUGGAGUCCAGUAAACACCUGAUGAGCCUCGCAAUACCUGAUACCGAAUGGUGCAAACUGUUUUCGGCGAGUGGAUGGGGCACCGAUGAAGCUGGAGCGGAUUGCGCGGUCAACCUUGCGCCGGUCAUGGGUCCUAGUAUCAUCGCGGGUGGAAUUAGUAGUAUGCCCACUUCUGCUACUUCGAUCAGUAUCCCGAAUACGAUGUUAAUUGGUCCUCCUUCCAAAUAUCAAACGAAAGCUUUGACGCGGACUUCGACUGAAGAUACUGGGGGUGUAGUCUUUGUUCUAUAUUCAUUUACAAGCCAGGUCAUUUCAGGCUCAACUGUAGUGCUGGCGACAACGUUUCCUACCAGUUAG